Drosophila grimshawi is the source of this 1730-nucleotide messenger RNA. RefSeq names its product cilia- and flagella-associated protein 161. Bases 730 to 1638 code for a protein of 302 amino acids. Gene Ontology annotation, cellular component: motile cilium. Lineage: Eukaryota; Metazoa; Arthropoda; Insecta; Diptera; Drosophilidae. The transcript is spliced from 6 exons. The record is from RefSeq and is a predicted model, not a curated record. Gene Ontology annotation, biological process: cilium assembly.
CAGUUGCUGAGCAGCUCUUGUACAGCGGAGAGCUGUGUGCGGGAAUCGUGAGAGUGCUGUGAUGAAGUUAAGUCAUCCUCUUUUCUGAUAUGCAAAUUACACAUGUUUAUUGAGCCCUGAACCGUAAAAUACGACACCUUUGGCAUCUAGUAUUCGUGGCCAGAUAAGAAAAAAUACAAAAAAAAACUUGCAAGCUAAAUUAACUGACCGUUGUUUGGCAUUGGGCGAAUCUUGGUAGUUGUUAAUAAAAGGCGAUAUUAAAGUGAUUUCGGCACCACUAUAAAAGCAGUAGCGAACUUGGAACAAUUUAACCCUUGAUUUUAGCCUUUAUGAAUGGAGUGUCACAUGAUAUUAUUUUAUUGCUCAACUCUAACCGACAAUCUGCUGCUGCCGACCAUUUUGGGCCAGGCAACAAUCCGCUCUCGAUGCUUAUCGUUGCGAUUAUUUGACAAGUUGAAGUGCCGUUAUACAAUUGGCAAAUAACAAAGAAGCCAAUUAGAUUUGCUGCCGGUGGCGGUGCCUGUGCUUCAGCUAAGCUGAGUAUAUCAUGCAUUAACUUAACUAAAUCAAAUUGGACACUAUCGCCGGGGAUAAUCACAGAUGUGAACAUAUUUGCCAAGCAACAACAGCUCGGAAACAAUUUCAAAUAAUACAAAAAGUAAGCAAAUUUUUUAUGUAAUUCGUUGUUUUCCAAAAAAAGGAGACACAAAACACAAAAGAAAACGAAGGAUGCCUUGCUCCGUUUCCAAUUUUGAAUCGGGCUCAAAUCGCUAUCGGCCCAAUGUGCGUAUUGGCAACUGGUUUGAAAACAACUGCCUCGAGGAGGCGAAAAUGGCUAGUUUCCGUAAGAUGCGGGAUCGCGGGGAGCUGCUUGUGGAGAAGGCUCGCAAAUUGUUCGACAACUUCCAGAAGGAGGUGCAACUGGCUGCACCCAAGCACGACAUUAUGGUUGGUGCCACAGUACAGCUGAUGCCCAUCUAUAUGAAUAUACUCGAUAUGGACACAUCCGAGUUGCAUCCCGCUUUGUCUGUGGUUAUCAACGAGCACGCCAUACGCACCAGCCAAACAAUCAACGAGGAUUGCGAGCUGACUGUGGCUCCCUCGGAGCGUCCCUGUAUCCGCAACUCCUUUCGCAUUGUCAGCGGGGAUGAGCACGAUCGCACCGGCGAGAAGCUCAAGUACGGUCAGCGAUUCCGUUUGGAGUGCGUCGAGUCUCCGGAUGAUCCCAUCCUGGUCUACAGUGCACCCAAGCUAAACAAUCUCUCGCAAUCCAUCAAUACGACCUUCAACUCGCAAAAGUACGGCGAAAUCAAUUUACCUUUGGGUCUGGUGCAUCGCAGUAAAAUCAUGUGUCCCGAUGGCGAUAUACCCUCGGCAUUCACCAACUGGUAUUGCAUGCAUGUCGAUCCGUGCAAACGCUUCGAGAGCGAGGGCGAAACUUUGCCCAGCAAUUCACCGUUGGUUAUUGUCCAUGCGGCCACCAAUCGCAAUCUGGCCGCUGAGAAUGUUGUUACCCAGACACUUUUUGGUCCCGAGUUUUUGGUCUCGUGUCAAAACUAUCGCAACGUGUUCAAGCGUGAAAUCUGGAAGAACGUUUGGAUGAUCAGCAAUGGCCAUCACACCCAUGCUUCCCAUUAAAUUUAAAGAGUUGUUCGUUUACUAUGUGUGUUAAUAGGCCGCCUUUGCUGUUGCCUUAUCAAACGCAAAAUACAUUAGGCCAGGCCAAGCAA